Molecule: messenger RNA, 2344 nt
Organism: Bemisia tabaci
Lineage: Eukaryota; Metazoa; Arthropoda; Insecta; Hemiptera; Aleyrodidae
Product: glucose dehydrogenase [FAD, quinone]
Molecular function (GO): flavin adenine dinucleotide binding; oxidoreductase activity, acting on CH-OH group of donors
Source: RefSeq, a predicted model, not a curated record
GCCAAUUUUUUGAUUCAACGAGAUUUUUUCGAAUAUUUUCUUGACUGAUUUUUUUUCUGAUUUGCGAAUUUGAGUGCGAUUUUUGUCGGUGUUGAUGUUUCUGAGUGUUCUGACGGAGGACAGUGCCAGACAGAGUAAAGUAGAGUUGCUCGGAUUUUUUUUCUGCCACUUCGUUUUGUUUUUUUGUUCCGUUGUGUACGUUCCCCUGGUUUUGGAUCAGGACCGGGACGCCCUAACGACCGAGGAUAUACGUUCCUGAGAUUUUACCAACUCUCUGACUUUCGAUUGCGUUUUGUCGGAGUUGCCGGGGAAUUCAAAUAACAGAAAGAUGCGAUUGCUGAUCGUGCUGGCGCUAGCGAUAGCGUGCGCCUCGGCGCAGAACUACCCCCCACUGACGGACUCGGUUCUGCAAAUGCUGAGUGAAGGACAGACUUACAUGAACGCGGAGCCGCCGGACACGAAGAUCCUCCUCAGAGAAUACGAUUUCAUCGUCGUCGGUGCCGGUUCCGCCGGGAGUGUCAUCGCUAGCCGACUCAGCGAGGUACCAGAAUGGAAAGUUCUGCUCAUCGAAGCUGGUCAGGAAGAGAAUAUCGUAAUGGACAUUCCAUUAGCUGCUAAUAUGCUUCAGUUUACUGGCAUCAACUGGAAAUACAAGACAGUGCCAUCCAACAAAUACUGUUUGGGAAUGACAAACAAUCAAUGCAACUUCCCGCGCGGGAAAGUAAUGGGUGGAAGUAGCGUUCUCAACUACAUGAUCUUCACCAGAGGAAAUUACCGAGACUUUAAUCACUGGGAGGAACUUGGCAAUCCAGGCUGGAGCUGGGAGAACGUGCUGCCCUACUUCAAAAAACUGGAGGACAUGACGAUCGAGGGACCCCGGAGUGACACCCGUAUGCACGGGCGCAACGGCCCCAUGACCAUCUCCGAGGCACCCUUCGAGACCAUCAUCUCCAAGGCUUUCGUCACCGGCGGAACAGAGCUUGGUUACUCCAGGGUCAAUGUCAACUCAGAGCGACAGACCGGCUUCUCCCGACUCCCCGUAACCCUCCGAAACGGCACCCGCUGCAGCACCUCGCGCGGAUACCUGCACCCGGCGCGCAACCGCCGGAACCUCCACGUCCGCAAGUACUCCCAAGUGACCCGCGUCAUCAUCGACCCCAAGACGAAGACGGCCAUCGGGGUGGAGUUCGAGCGGGCCCGGAAGCGCUACCAGGUCCUCGCCCGGAAGGAGGUCAUUCUCUCGGCCGGGGCCAUCGGCUCGCCGCACUUGCUCCUCCUCUCCGGCGUCGGCCCCAAGAAGCACCUCCAGGAGAAGGGCGUCAAGGUGGUCAAGAACCUCCCCGUCGGCUACAACCUCCAGGACCACGUGGCUUUGGGAGGCCUCACCGUCCUCAUCAACCAGCCGGUGUCCAUCAAGACCGAUAGGAUCCUCUCCAACGCCACCGCGCUCAACAUGUUCCUCACCCAGCACCGCGGGCCUAUCACCAUUCCUGGGGGAUGCGAAGCCCUGGCGUUCAUCGACACGAAGAACGACGACCCUCGGAACACGGACGGGUACCCGGACUUGGAGCUGCUCCUCGUGGCCGGGGCCGUGAGCUCGGAGCCGACGCUCAAGCUCAACUUCGGCAUCAAGAACAGCGUCUACGACAGCGUCUACCGCGACACGGAGGCCCUCGACGGCUUCAUGGUCCUCCCCAUGAUCAUGCGCCCCAAGAGCACCGGCUUCGUCCUCCUCAAGGACCGCAACCCCUUCCACUCGCCCUACAUCAUCCCCAACUACUUCGCCGAUGAAGAGGACCUCGACGUGGCCGUGGCCGGCGUCCGCAAAGUCCAGGAGCUGAUCAAGACCCCGGCCAUGCGGCAACUGGGCGCCCAACUCCUGCAGACCCCGCUCCCCGGCUGCACGUCGAUGCCGUUCGACUCGGACGACUACUGGAAGUGCCACGCGCGACACCUCCCCUUCACCAUCUACCACCUCUCGGGCUCGUGCAAGAUGGGCCCGGCCUCGGACCGCACGGCCGUCGUCGACCCCCGUCUCCGGGUGCACGGCGUGCGGAACCUCCGCGUCGUCGACGCCUCCAUCAUGCCCAAGGUCACCGCCAGCCACACCAACGCCCCCGUCAUCAUGAUCGCCGAGAAGGCCGCCGACAUGAUCAAGCAGGACCACGGCAAGCGCACCGACUUCUAGGGCGCCGAUCUCGCAGAGGUUAAGACUGGACCGGGGUUGCCGCCACGCAACCGCUGCCUCGGUAUCACUAUAGUUACUAUCCGCAGGGAGGGUUACGCCCGGAGACGGAUGGAGACCCUUUCAAUCCCUUGGAGAUACACUGGAAAAAAAAAAACA